Messenger RNA from Myotis brandtii (Brandt's bat), 3355 nucleotides. It is a transcript of the gene MPP7, whose product is annotated as membrane protein, palmitoylated 7 (MAGUK p55 subfamily member 7). The record is from RefSeq and is a predicted model, not a curated record. Gene Ontology annotation, cellular component: plasma membrane; cell-cell junction. Gene Ontology annotation, biological process: protein localization to adherens junction. The transcript is spliced from 19 exons. The coding region runs from base 87 to 1892 and encodes 601 amino acids. Gene Ontology annotation, molecular function: protein binding. Lineage: Eukaryota; Metazoa; Chordata; Mammalia; Chiroptera; Vespertilionidae.
UGCAGGCUGUGGAGCUGGAAUUCCCUGCGGCUUUCUGAGCCGAGAACGUUGGUUUGGAGUGCGGCAUCCAGCCUGCAGUCUGCAUCAUGCCAGCCUUGUCAACAGGACCUGGGAGUGACACAGGUCUGUAUGAGCUGUUGGCUGCCCUGCCAGCCCAGCUGCAGCCACAUGUGGAUAGCCAGGAAGACCUAACCUUCCUCUGGGAUAUGUUUGGUGAAAAAAGCCUGCAUUCACUGGUAAAGAUUUAUGAAAAACUACACUAUUAUGAGCGGCAGAAUCCUGUGCCCAUCCUCCACAGCGCAGCAGCCUUGGCGGAUGAUCUGGCUGAAGAGCUGCAGAACAAGCCAUUAAAUAGUGAGAUCAGAGAGCUGUUGAAACUACUGUCAAAACCCAAUGUGAAGGCUUUGCUCUCUGUGCAUGACACUGUGGCUCAGAAGAAGUAUGAUCCAGUAUUGCCUCCUAUGCCCGAUGAUAUUGAUGAUGAGGAAGACUCAGUAAAAAUAAUCCGUCUGGUCAAAAAUAGAGAACCCCUGGGAGCCACCAUUAAGAAAGAUGAGCAGACUGGGGCCAUCGUUGUGGCUAGAAUCAUGAGAGGAGGGGCUGCAGACAGAAGUGGUCUUAUUCAUGUUGGUGAUGAACUUAGGGAAGUGAAUGGGAUACCAGUUGAGGAUAAAAAGCCUGAAGAAAUCAUUCAGAUUUUGGCUCAGUCUCAAGGAGCAAUUACAUUUAAGAUCAUACCCAGCAUCAAAGAGGAGACACCAUCUAAAGAAGGCAAGAUGUUUAUCAAAGCCCUCUUUGACUAUGACCCUAAUGAGGAUAAAGCAAUUCCAUGUAAGGAAGCUGGGCUUUCUUUCAAAAAGGGAGAUAUUCUUCAGAUUAUGAGCCAAGAUGAUGCAAUGUGGUGGCAAGCGAAGCAUGAAGGUGAUGCCAAUCCCAGGGCAGGCUUGAUUCCUUCGAAGCACUUCCAGGAAAGGAGAUUGGCUCUGAGACGACCAGAAAUAAUAGUUCAGCCCCUGAAAAUUUCCAACAGGAAAUCAUAUGAGGAAACAGUUGAGUGUGAGGAAAUUAAAGAAGAUGCUGACUAUGCUGGUAACAACAGUGGAGCCUAUCUAGCUGGUUUUAGAAGAAGUUUCCGUCUAAGUAGAAAAGAUAAGAAAACAAAUAAAACCAUGUAUGAAUGUAAGAAGAGUGAUCAAUAUGAUACAGCUGAUGUACCCACAUAUGAGGAAGUAACCCCAUAUCGGCGACAAAUGAAUGAGAAAUACAGACUUGUUGUCUUGGUUGGUCCUGUAGGUGUAGGUUUGAAUGAACUGAAACGAAAGCUGCUGAUCAGUGAUACACAGCACUAUGGUGUGACAGUGCCCCACACUACCAGAGCAAGAAGAAGCCAGGAGAGUGAUGGUGUUGAAUAUAUUUUCAUUUCCAAGCAUUUGUUUGAGACAGAUGUGCAAAAUAACAAGUUUAUUGAAUAUGGUGAAUAUAAAAACAACUACUAUGGCACAAGUAUAGACUCAGUUAGGUCUGUCCUAGCUAAAAACAAAGUUUGCUUGUUGGAUGUUCAACCUCAUACAGUGAAGCAUUUAAGGACACUAGAAUUUAAGCCCUAUGUGAUAUUUAUAAAGCCUCCAUCAAUAGAGCGUUUGAGGGAGACAAGAAAAAAUGCAAAGAUUAUUUCAAGUAGAGAUGACCAGGGUACUGCGAAGCCUUUUACAGAAGAAGACUUUCAAGAAAUGAUUAAAUCAGCACAGAUAAUGGAAAGUCAGUAUGGUCAUCUCUUUGACAAAAUUAUAGUUAAUGAUGAUCUCACCAUGGCAUUCAAAGAACUAAAAACAACUUUUGACAAAUUGGAGACAGAGACUCAUUGGGUCCCAGUGAGCUGGUUACAUUCAUAACUAAGGGAAAUUUCCAUUGAUUGUAGAGUAAUGAUUAGAUCAGUUACCAUUUUGGUGGUAGGGUGUUUUUAAAAAAUCUUUAUCACGGUCAUAGAUGUGCAAUCUUGGUUAAAAUUGAAUGUUAGUUUUGUUUGUAUCUUUUUAUAGCCUUAUUUCAAAUACAAUGUUUGAAUAUAAGAUCCAAAAUUGAAAUUUGUACAGUACUGUAUUCUGAGCAGUUUUGAAUUUUCUGCCUGUCUUUAUAUAUAGCUCUAUCUCCAAGUUGAGGUUGACAUUUUUAGAGAGACAUAACUAGAGAAUAAAUAUUAGAGAUCAGCUGGUCUCAAACAUGGUCGCUGCCAUCAAAUCUGCUCAUUAGCAUUUGCAAAGAAUUAGCUACGCAGCCUUGAGCAGCUCCAGGCAGACAGGACAGCUUUGCUGGAUUUUGGGUAGAUCAUCAUAGGGGUCCUCUUUCUAUUCUAAAAGUGCAAGCUUUUUCUGAUGUAUAUGCAGUACAGUAAGUCCUCGCUUAAUGUCAUUAAUAGUGGUUAUUUAAUGACCUAUAAGGAAACCAAUUUUACCGUAAGCUAAUUGAUAUAAGCAGGAGUUAAGUUCCUAUGGCAUCUCAUCAACGUUAUAAUGAAACUUAUGUUGAACAAAACGACAUUAUACGAGGACCAGUGUGUGCAUUUAAAAAUCAUUCUUAAAGGAAUUACUGAAAAACUGCCCGAGUGAACUUCUUGUUAUAGCUUGAGGGGACUUAUGAGUACUAUCUGUACUCAACAAAUAUUUACUAAGGGAAGAUAGGGCUAAAAUUUAUUAUAUAUGUAACUAAAUUUUUUCCUUAUAGCAUUGAUCUUAAAAUGUUUAUAUCUUGGUGCAAGAAAUGAUUACAAAGGACAUUUUUAUUUGUAUAUCCUUAGGUAACAUUUCUAGAGUCACAAAAAAGUGUUUUGUUUUGUUUUUUAAACUGGCUUUGGAUUUUCCCAAUAAAUUAUAAGAAUGUGAUUCCUAUUCUAAAAGCAGAGAUUUGACAUGUUUCUGGUGUAUUUAAAGAAGAUACAGUUAAAGACAAAAAUGUUAAAUAUGUACAGUUUAUCACCAUAUACUUAAAUUGUACUAAGAUGUACUUCAGAAAACUUUUCAUGUAUUAACUUAUUUCUUCAUCAAAAUAUUUCUUAAUACUGGCCAGAUACCACCAUAAUCUUGCCAUUUUUAAGAAGUUUAAGAAAGGCUCUUAUAAAUUUUUAGAUGGAACCUCUUAUUUUUCUUUUAUACUACUGACCUCCAGCAAGUAAAUUAUAUAGCUCAAAAUAGUAGAAAUGUUCAUAAGUUAUAUUAGAAUAUGUCCUGUUAUUCUUGCAUGCAAUAAGAUCCUGCCAAUCAAAAAAUCUUUGCAUCUGUGACUUUCAAACAGAAAAAAAAGAAAGGUUUUUGUUGAUUUAUAAAAGAGAGUUUAGAUGCCAUGUUUAAAGAAAAAUAGA